AAGAUUAGCUUCAUCCAUCUUCAGCUUCCAAAAUAUACACUCAUUCUAUUCAUCCUCUCUUUACCCUCUUCAUCUCUCAUCUAGGGUCAUGACCAACUAUAUGACAUUUGUAGUAAUUAUUCUCCUUGUGAUGGCCUUGGCAAUGGUGGUUGAAUCAACCCAACACACCACCAACAUGUAUUCGCGUGGGCGUGCCACCACCGAAUUCACACGCGUGAGGCGUGAUGCUGGUGAUGGAGAAGGGGCUACUCCACGACCACGUGCAUGUAAGGACUCAUUGGGCGAGGAGUGUCUGAAUGAGGAGGAGGACAAAGAGGAAGAAGAGGAGGGCGAGCAGGAGGGCCUGCAAACUGUAAGAGCUCAAGAUGAAGGUAACACAAGGUAUAUAAGCUAUGAAGCCCUAAAGAAGGAUAAUGUUCCAUGCAAUCGACGUGGCAGUUCUUAUUAUAAUUGUGGUACAUCUGGGCAGAUCAAUCCUUAUCAACGUGGCUGCACUAUCAUUACAAAUUGUGCUCGAGAGGGAUGAGAGCUAAAUUGUGGAAUUUGAAUAGUAACUUGGUUUUGAGAUAGGAGGCACAAUUUUUUCUUUUAUUUUCUUAUUUUUAAAUCUUCAUUAUUAUUUCUCUUAUUUUUAAAAAAAUAAUAAAGAAUGAGGCAUACAUACUCACUAUUCAGAGGCAA
Messenger RNA from Prunus mume (Japanese apricot), 681 nucleotides. Lineage: Eukaryota; Viridiplantae; Streptophyta; Magnoliopsida; Rosales; Rosaceae. The record is from RefSeq and is a predicted model, not a curated record.